AUGAAAUUUCUUUUUGCAUUUUCGACGUUAUCAGUAACUGUUGCAGAACUGAUAAGAAAGCGAAACAGUGAUAUUUACAAAGAAUUUUGUGGCAACCUCAUCGAUGCUGAUUUCUGCUACAUGUGUACCAUGCUCUGGGAGGAAGAGUUCCAGCAAUUUCUCUAUGCAGCGGAUCCGGAACUGACGCCGGAGACGUUGGAAAUCACCGCGGAAUUAUGCAUCCAGGAAGAUACGAUCAAUUGUUGCGAAACUUUUGACUACUGA
Messenger RNA from Oikopleura dioica, 264 nucleotides. NCBI's taxonomy places the organism in Eukaryota, Metazoa, Chordata, Appendicularia, Copelata, Oikopleuridae. The record is from the annotation of a GenBank genome assembly.